Messenger RNA from Drosophila willistoni, 1862 nucleotides. RefSeq names its product protein ABHD13 (gene Bem46). NCBI's taxonomy places the organism in Eukaryota, Metazoa, Arthropoda, Insecta, Diptera, Drosophilidae. Gene Ontology annotation, molecular function: palmitoyl-(protein) hydrolase activity. The transcript is spliced from 5 exons. Bases 122 to 1147 code for a protein of 341 amino acids. The record is from RefSeq and is a predicted model, not a curated record. Gene Ontology annotation, cellular component: membrane.
AAUCGACCAACAAAGUGUCAUCUCUAAUAAACUAUUUCCUCUGAAUUUUAUGUGCAAUUAAUCUUCUAAACUGAUUUUUGUUAAGAAAUUGAAAUGUAGGUCUGGCUAAAAAGUGGAAAAGAUGAAAGAAGUGGGCAUAGCUCUGCCCAAAUCCAGAGGCGUAGGAGUGGGUGUAGUUGGGGCCUUCCUGCUUUGCUUCAUAUUUUACUAUUUCUACGGGGGUUACAUGACGCUGGCUCUAUUUGCUGCUAUUUUGCUACUGAUUUUUUAUUAUGCCCAAGAUUUACUUCUAUAUCAUCCCGAUUUGCCGACAAAUUCACGCAUUUUCGUACCUAUGCCAACCAUGCACAACCUGCCCAACAUAACGGUAAACAUAAAGACAACCGAUGCCGAUGUCACAUUGCAUGCCUUUUGGAUAAGCCAGCCCGAGGAAAGGUGCAAAUCGGUGCCGACCCUUUUAUAUUUCCAUGGCAAUGCUGGAAAUAUGGGACAUCGGAUGCAGAAUGUUUGGGGCAUCUACCAUAAUCUGCAUUGCAAUAUUCUGAUGGUGGAAUACCGUGGCUAUGGUCUAUCCACUGGUGUUCCUACCGAACGUGGCCUUUGCUCGGAUGCCAGAGCUGCCAUUGACUAUCUUCACACACGACAUGAUCUCGAUCAUUCGCAAUUGAUACUCUUUGGCCGUUCCCUUGGCGGAGCUGUUGUGAUCGAUGUGGCUGCCGAUACAGUCUAUGGCCAAAAACUUAUGUGUACCAUUGUGGAGAACACAUUCACCAGUAUACGCGAUAUGGCCGUGGAGCUAGUGCACCCAUCAAUGAAGUACAUACCAAAUGUAUUGUAUAAGAAUAAGUAUUGCUCUCUACAAAAAAUCAGCAAGUGCUCGGUGCCAUUUCUGUUUAUAUCGGGCCUUGCGGAUAACUUAGUGCCACCGCGCAUGAUGCGUGCCUUGUAUACAAAAUGCGGUAGUGAGAUAAAGCGAACUCUGGAAUUCCCGGGAGGCUCACACAAUGACACCUGGAUAGUAGAUGGUUACUAUCAGGCCAUUGCUGGCUUUUUAGCCGAACUACAGCAACAGCCGUCACCAUUGCAAAAGCCGCCAGAGAAGAGUAAUGUCUGGGUCGAGUUGGAACAUAAAAUUAUUGAUGUUUAACGUUUGCUCGGAUUUACCCUAAAUGCUCUUCCUCUUCAUCCCAUCCCGUUAAAAAGUGUUCUAUUGACUGUGUUAACACUGCGAAUUGGGUUUAAAUUACUUAUUAAAUAGUCUGUAAACAACUGGGAAUUCAACCGCUACGGAUUAUAGUCCGUAAUGCAAUUUUACAAUCUUAAUCUUACUUUUACACUGAUUAACUAUUACAAAUAGAAUACUUAAAAAAAUAUAUAGGUACGCUGAUAUAAAGUUAAUUGAUCCAAAGCUGUAAUCAAUAUCCAAUCUUAACAAAAAAAACUCGCUUUUGAAACCAUUAAUACGUUUCGGUUGCAUUCCCUGAUAACUAUAUAAAACAAAGAUUUUAAAAACGUUUAAAUCUUUGCUUUAGUUUUAAUCGUAAGCUGUGCUAGUUGUAUUUUAUGCUGAGACAAAAAGUGUUGAAGAAUAGCCGAGUAUAGAUUAAAUUUAAUUAUUAUAAAUCUAUCACUUAUUUUUUUUUUUAUUCUAUCUAAAAAUUAAGAUACAAUGGGAAACUUCAAUUCAAUUAUCGAACUCUAAUCUUCUCCUAACAUUUGCCAGUUCUAGCAUUUUAAAUUCUAAACUAUUUGAGCGUAAUUGUUAAUAUUCGAGAGCAGCCAGAUAUACAGGUAUGAAUUAAUGAUUAAAUUAUAGUAAAUACAAAAACUGAAAGAGGCAAUAAAACUAAAAUCCCUUGAAA